Messenger RNA from Rhododendron vialii, 1548 nucleotides. RefSeq lists its product as uncharacterized. The coding region runs from base 130 to 1380 and encodes 416 amino acids. NCBI's taxonomy places the organism in Eukaryota, Viridiplantae, Streptophyta, Magnoliopsida, Ericales, Ericaceae. The transcript has 14 exons. The record is from RefSeq and is a predicted model, not a curated record.
AAGGUGCCGCUCCAAGAUUUAACCACUGCACUUUCCAGCCCUUUUGGGCAGUGCAGGGACUCGGCUCCCGUUCUGAGUUGCCUUUUUUCUCCCGAAUAAAAUCUCUUCCUAUACCCAAUUGCCGUUGGGAUGGCUAUGAGCUUCUCUUGCUCUGCUUCAAUUACCCCACAGCAGCAACUCCAAGCUCCACACAAAAUCAGCAGCAGAAACAACAAAUGCCUUCAGAAAGUGAAAGACCUCGUGAAAACAGUUGGGAUUCCUUCCAUCGCGACCCCACCACCCGUAUCCCUCCAAAGAGGCAACUGGGUCAAGCUCAUAUGUGGUGCCAGCUUCGAGGAUGCCGUUGAUAUCCGGAAUCUUUCACUGGUUUACACUCUGGCUGGAGUUGAUUGCAUUGAUUGUGCGGCUGAUGCGUCAGUGGUGAGUGCGGUGAAUGAAGGGAUUGAAGCAGCUAAAGAGAUUGUACCCCUACGGAGGCCCUGGGUUAUGAUCAGUGUAAAUGAUGAUGAAGAUCUUCACUUCCGCAAAGCAGAAUUUGAUCCAAACGAUUGCCCGUUGGAUUGUUCUAGACCUUGUGAGAUUGUUUGUCCUGCUAAUGCAAUAUCACUGGAAGGUGCAGCUGGUAUACUUAAGGGUGGAGUAAUAACUGAACGUUGUUAUGGCUGUGGUCGCUGCCUACCAGUUUGUCCAUACGACAAAAUAAGAGCUAUAACAUAUAUAAGAGAUGUUUCCGCUACGGCUGAGCUUCUUAGAAGAGAUGAUGUUGAUGCUAUAGAGAUACAUACAAGUGGAAGGAAAACUGAGCCCUUCAAAGAACUGUGGACUGGUUUAGGAGAUUCAAUGGGAUAUGUAAAGGUUGUAGCCAUUAGCAUGCCUCAUAUUGGGGAUUCAACCAUAUCGUCAAUGAACAUGCUGUAUUCGAUUAUGCAACCCAAUCUACACUGCUCCAAUUUAUGGCAGUUGGAUGGUCGGCCCAUGAGUGGAGAUAUUGGGCGAGGUGCCACAAGGGAAGCGAUUUCUUUCGCUGUUCGCUUGGCUUCUGAUAAGGAUCGACCCCUUGGUUUUCUUCAAUUGGCGGGUGGUACUAAUGCUCACACGGUUGAUGGGCUGAAAAGAGAGGGACUCUUCCAAGUUGCAACCCUUACUAAGGAAGGACCAAUACCCAUGAACUCAUCUAGUUCACGGCAUGCUUUAAUCGGUGGAGUAGCCUAUGGUGGGUAUGCAAGGAAGAUAGUCGGACGAAUACUAACUUCAAUGGAAUCCCAAAAUGGACUUGCUCUAAUUGAGGACCAUCCCGAGUAUCUUCUUAUGGCACUAACAGAAGCCCUUGCUUUGGUUGGAACUGUCAAAUGCUAUGAUACCAAUCUGUAUGCUUCUUAGCCCAUCCGCUAUUGAAUGGUGAAUAGUUCUUUUGGAGUAUUUCUGUAAAUUUGUGGGGUUUUUUUUUUCCCCUUCUUUUCCAUGCCCUACGUUUCUGUGUGGGCAAUUCAUUAAUAGCAUGGGAUGGAAGACAUGAUGGCUCUUGUUUCUGAAGUUCCAUUUUUGUUC